UUCCUUUCCGCCAAGCUCGUUCAUUCACUCAUUCAUUUGUUUUUUCAUUGCGCCCCAUUGGGUCGGGGGUUACCUUGACGCCUUUCGCUUCCAAACGGUUUACGCCGCCCAGCGUUUCUUCCUUUUUUUCUUUUUCACAUUGGCAUUGCUUCGAUCAAACUAAGUGACCUCUUGGAUCAUCAUCACCACUUGUAACCCCCAUCUUCUUCAGCAAAAAACCCGUACCACAAUCAAGUAACAUCGAUCGAGGCGCCGACCGCUGCCUUUUUUAUAUCCCGAAAAUUAGGUGCAGGCCCAGCUUUGACCGCUAACUGAUCGACGAAGCCUCCAUUGAGCGUCUCCUCAAAAAGCCCGAAGCUAGAGCUUGCAUAAAAGGCAAUAGCUUUGACUGGCCUCCAUCUUUACUGCAAGGGCUCGAUACGAAAAAGCGCCGCAGCCAGAGGUGUUAGCAACUGGCAGCGUUCGACUGCGCAAACCAGUCAGUUAGUACAGCAACAAACCACACUGUCGGUGCCCCAUGGCGGACCCUGCCGCCUCUCCAGUUGCUCGAAGUCCCGAUUCCGAAGUAUCGCCAUUCACGAAGCCGGAUCAGAAGGCGGGCAAAGCUGAAUACUUCCUACCCAAGACCGAUGGGAGCGACGGCAGCGACCGAGACGAGACGCCAUACCCUACCAUCAAAGAGCCGUCGCCCAGCCCGUCGGUGCGCACAGAAGACGAUGCCUCGACCGUAGCGAAUGAUCCAUCCAGCAACAGCAGCGCACCGUCCCGCGGCACUCUUUCGGCCAAGUCGUCGAUCGCAUCCGUUGUCUUCCGCCCGCCUCGCAAUUUAGCUCUUCCACAAGGUGCGCAGCGGAAGACCGACGGUAACCGUCUCCGGAACUCGUCACCGCGACCAGAGAGGUUUCGGCACCACGUUUCCUUUGACAACAUCCCAGUCGGCGAGGCAACCAAGAACAACGUACUGGGCUAUACGAUCAAUCUGACGCACGAUGGCUAUCAACCCAAGCGGCGGUCGCGCACCAUGAUGGCCGGCGUUGACCAGCAUUUCUACUCGGACUAUGCACUACAGUGGCUGCUCGAGGAGUAUGCUGAGGACGGAGAUGAAGUCAUUUGCGUCCAUGUUUCGGAAAGAGACAGCCGCGACGACAAAAACUACAAGUCAAAAGCUCAGGCAAUGGUUGAGCGGAUAAAGCAGAAGAUUCCUCCGGACUGUGCCAUUAGCAUCAAGCUCGAGUAUGCGGUUGGAAAACUACACGAGACUUUCCAGAAACUGAUAUACAUAUAUCAGCCGUCAAUGCUAGUUGUGGGCACACGCGGCCGGUCCCUUGGCGGUCUUCAAGGACUUGUCAACACGCGAAACUCGUUUUCCAAGUACUGUCUACAAUACUCGCCAGUGCCGACCGUGGUGGUUCGCGACAUCGACAAACGCAAGAAGAAGAAAGAGAAGCGGAGCCAGGAUCCAAACAGGCAGAGUUAUAUUUCCAUGCUGGCCUCCAACGACGGAAAGCACGAGGCGGACAGCGAGAACAGCAGUCUAUAUGAGCUGGAGGCAAGGCUCUCACCCGACGAGGAAGCCCACAGGGUCGCAGCAGCUAUUGGCCUUCCGAGCUCAUUCGACCCCACAAUCGAGGGUGUGGCCCUUGAAACGCGGAUGCAUCCCCGAAUCCACAGCGUACCAACCUCGCCUCUGAAGGAGACUAUGCAUGCCGAAGAGGUAGCCAGCGCUCUUGCGGCCGUGCCUGCACCACCGUCGACACUUGGUGGGAGCGAUGAUGAUGAGAGCGCUGACGACUCUGGAGACGAGUUUGAGGUCAUGUCUGGCGAGCAGAUCAUCGCCAAGGGCCGUCAGGGCAACCCAGAUGAGAAGAUCAAAAAGACGAAGCUUCACCAGAUGGAGGUUGCCGAGGCAGCGGCGCUUCGUGAGCAACCAGUUGACGAUGAUGAUGACGACGAUGACGACGAAGAUAAUACCCAGGGCGGCCCGGGAAGUCAAGAUGGUCAGGGACUGAAAGGAAAGCCUUGAUUGUGAUUAGUUGCCACCUGAACACUCUUCCCUCAUCAAUAAAAGGAAAAGUCUGCCAGAACAAAUUAUCAUGCACGCGGCCGGGUCGGCCAGCCUGUAAUCUGAGCACUCCUCGUACGGCUGGAUGCUGCUAUCUUUUUGUGGCCCAUAAAGAAAGGCCCAAAGCCGUCACGUUUACAAUAUGAGCGGUUUGGCCAUGGUCUGAAUGGCCAUCUUGUGAUCGAGCUUUGGGUCGAUGCCACACAGGGUAGGUGGAGUGACCAUGCGGCACAAUGUCGGUAUAGUGUAGACUAUUCGGUGCAGAAGUUGAAGGGAAGCAGUGUGCACUUGUCAGAUACCAACAGUUUUAACCCUUGAGAACUACUAUUUUGCAGGAUCCAGUUCCGCUCCCAUAAGAAGAAGCUCAAAUUUGGGGUCUGAAGGGACAGUAAAAAGGGUUAACUAUGUCGGGGUUUGAGCAUGGCCGCG
This is a messenger RNA of Pyricularia grisea, 2491 nucleotides long. RefSeq lists its product as uncharacterized. The record is from RefSeq and is a predicted model, not a curated record. The transcript has 3 exons. Bases 518 to 2023 code for a protein of 501 amino acids. Lineage: Eukaryota; Fungi; Ascomycota; Sordariomycetes; Magnaporthales; Pyriculariaceae.